ACCCGGAACUGCGUGCCGAAGUAGAACAGGCAGUCUUGCAUGCGGGUUUGGUCAGAGUGUGCCUUGCGCUUUUCAUUCAAAGGGGAGGGGGCGUUUAGGUGGACCAGACCAUGGGGAAAUUGAACGUCGUUUUGCUUCGAUACCUUUCCCGAGACCACUUCAGGGUACUAACUGCGGUGGAAAUGGGCAUGAAGAACCAUGAAAUAGUCCCUCCUAGCUUGAUUGCUUCCAUUGCCAGUCUCAAACAUGGGGGAUGUAACAAACUUUUGAGAGAAUUAGCAAAGCACAGGCUCUUAGCUUAUGAGCGAACCAAAACUGUCCAGGGUUAUCGACUAACUAAUGGAGGAUACGAUUACCUAGCCUUGAAAACUCUUUCUUCUCGACAAGUUGUCUGUUCUGUAGGAAACCAGAUGGGUGUUGGAAAAGAAUCAGAUAUUUAUAUUGUUGCAAAUGAAGAAGAACAGCAACUUGCAUUGAAGCUGCAUAGGCUUGGGAGGACAUCAUUUCGCAACUUAAAAAACAAGCGUGAUUACCAUAAACACAGACACAAGAUGUCGUGGCUUUACCUGUCACGUCUUGCUGCAAUGAAGGAAUUUGCCUAUAUGAAGGCUUUACAUGACAGAAAAUUUCCUGUUCCAAAACCACAUGACUACAAUAGGCAUGCCGUAGUAAUGGAACUUCUCAGUGGUUACCCCUUAUGUCAAGUGCAUCACCUCAAAGACCCUGCCUCUCUAUAUAAUGAGCUAAUGGAAUUAAUCGUAAAACUUGCCAACCAUGGUUUGAUCCAUGGUGAUUUCAAUGAGUUCAAUCUCAUGUUGGAUGGUGAAGAUCAAAUCAGAAUGAUUGAUUUCCCACAGAUGGUGUCCACUUCUCACCCAAAUGCUGAAUGGUAUUUUGACAGAGAUGUUAAAUGUAUUCGUGAUUUCUUUAUGAAGCGUUUCAGCUAUGAAAGUGAACUCUAUCCAACUUUCAAAGAUAUUAGAAGGUCAUAUUCUCUUGAUGUCGAAUUUGCAGCCAGUGGUUACACCAAAGAAAUGCAGGAAGAUGAUGAACUUCUUUACCCAGCUGGUCCUCACGAUGAGGGCAACGAAACUGAGCUUUCUUCCAGUGGUCAAAAUUCUGAAGGAGAAAUAACACUAUGUAGUGGUACAGAUCAAGAGACUGAAAGAGACUUCAAAGAUGAGGAAGAUGAUGUCUCUGAAGAUUUGGUGCAAAGCAGUGAAGAAGACAGUACAGAUGAAAGUGAACAAAAUUUAGAUUUGCGGGAGUUCAGCUGUGCCUUGAAACAAGUUAAAGGGCAAAUUGCUGCUGCUGGAGACAUGGCUAAUGCAGACAGCUCUGUAAUUGAUUCCUUUAAGGAUAAAAAGAAAAUCGAAAAAUCCACUAAAAUUGAAGAUCAGGCAGGUCAAGAAGAAGAUCCUGCUGACAAAGAAUAUGAAGAUGAAUGCCCAGAUCUGGUUGACUUGUCAACAUUAAACAGAGAAUUCAGGCCUUUCAGAGAUGAGGAGACGCUGUUUCACACCAAUGACCACAGGACAAGAACUACUAGUAUGUCUUCAGUAGGCAGUAUGGCAAGCCUUUCAACAAUUCCUCCAGAAUUGAUAAAACAAAAGAUAAAGCGUCAGCUGACGAAACAGCAAAAAGCUGCUCUGAGACGCCGGCUGCAGAAAGGAGAAGCUAAUGUUUAUACCAAACAGCGGCGAGAACACAUGCACAACAUCACGUCAAGUUUGGACGCAGCUAGCUUCUGGGGCUAACACCCUACAGAAAUAUUUUCCUUUCUUUGUGCCUUGCAAAUCAAUAAAAGAUGACUUUCUGUUUAA
Molecule: messenger RNA, 1823 nt
Organism: Rhineura floridana
Lineage: Eukaryota; Metazoa; Chordata; Lepidosauria; Squamata; Rhineuridae
Gene: RIOK2
Product: RIO kinase 2
Exons: 10
Coding region: 111-1757 (548 amino acids)
Biological process (GO): protein phosphorylation; maturation of SSU-rRNA
Cellular component (GO): cytosol; preribosome, small subunit precursor; nucleus
Molecular function (GO): protein serine/threonine kinase activity; ATP binding
Source: RefSeq, a predicted model, not a curated record